Colletotrichum spaethianum is the source of this 1596-nucleotide messenger RNA. RefSeq names its product minor extracellular protease vpr. The transcript is spliced from 2 exons. Gene Ontology annotation, cellular component: cytosol. Gene Ontology annotation, biological process: proteolysis. Lineage: Eukaryota; Fungi; Ascomycota; Sordariomycetes; Glomerellales; Glomerellaceae. Gene Ontology annotation, molecular function: serine-type endopeptidase activity; tripeptidyl-peptidase activity. The record is from RefSeq and is a predicted model, not a curated record. The coding region runs from base 1 to 1596 and encodes 531 amino acids.
AUGAGGUUCUCUUCCAACGCCGCCUCCCUCAUACUGGGGCUUCUGGCCUCAACGGCGGGCGUGUCUGCCGCCGCUGAUGCUGCCGACAUCGAUGCCGCGCCCGCAGUGAACGAAGACUCCUUCGUCCGCGGCGCAUACAUCGUCGAGCUCAACGGCGAGCAGGAUGCUACCGCUCUUUACGACGAGCUCCGCUCCGACGGUCUCGCCGUCAAGCCCCGCCUAGACCUCAAGUACCGCCUUUUUAAUGGCGCUUCCUUCAGCGUUGACGACGACGACGGGGAGCCUGAUGUCACUACCAGCAAGAUUGCUGGCAAGCUUAGCGUCAAGGGCGUCUGGCCCGUCCGCAAGAUCAAGAUGCCCCAGCCCGAGGCUAUCUCUAUCGGUCGCAACGGGACGACUUACAGCGACACGCUCUUGAGGUCCAUCAAGGACCGUCGCGACGUCGCCGAGAAGGACACCUACAGCACCCACGUCAUGACGCAGGUGGACAAGCUUCGUGAGGCUGGACUCACGGGCAAGGGCGUCAAAGUCGCCAUUGUCGACACUGGCAUUGAUUAUAGACACCCGGCCCUCGGCGGCUGUUUCGGCGAGGGAUGCAUUGUUGCUUACGGCUGGGACUUUACCGGCGAUGACUACUAUUCGAGCUCUUCCGCGCCCAUUCCCGACGCCGACCCGCUUGAUACCUGCCAGGGUCAGGGCACGCAUGUUGCGGGCAUCAUCAUGGCGCAGAAGAACGAGCUUGGCUUUACUGGCGUGGCGCCGGAUGCUACUCUCGGCGUAUACAAGGUCAGCGGCUGCGCGGGCUACACGACGAGUGAGAUCUUGGUGUCGGCGUUUUACCGUGCCUAUGAGGAUGGUAGCGAUGUCAUCUCGUGCUCUGCCGGUGACGACUCCGGUUGGGCGAGCGACGCCGCCGGUGUUGCCGUCUCCCGCAUUGCCGAGGCCGGUGUGCCCGUCAUCGUUGCAGCCGGCAACUCAGGUAACCUGGGCGUCUGGGCUGUUGCGUCGCCAGCGUCUGGAAAGGCCGUUGCCGGCAUCGGAUCCGUUGACAACACUAUUAUGCCGAAUGUGAUGAACCGCGGCACCUUUGUCAACGAGACGGGUAAGUUUGCUUUCGGAUGGCAAGACAGCCGUCCCAUUCCGGAGGCAAACGUGACUCUGCAAUUGUGGGUUGGAGGGGUAAACAACACUGGUUGUGAGACGAUUGCCGAGGAUGUGGACUUGAGCAACGCCAUUCCCCUUGUUCCCAUAGAUGCAUGCGCGUCCGAUACCCAAGCCGAGAACCUGCUUGCGCGAGGUGCCAAGUACAUUCUCUUCUACCCCUCGAGCGAGUCGUUAUACCUCCCGUAUGUCUAUACCGCUGGUAUUGAGGGUAUUGGCAUGGUCAUGCCCCGUCAGGCACAGGACUGGAUCGCCUACGCUGAGAACGUUACCAUUACUUUGGGACCCCCCGAAAAUUCUGGCCUCUUUGCCGAAUCCACCAGCAACGGCCCAACCGCCGGCUACACUAGCUCCUUUAGCAGCUACGGCCCGACUUGGGAGCUUGAAGUCAAGCCUCAGAUCACUGCGCCCGGUGGUGCAAUCCUCUCGACCUGA